AUGAAGAACCCGCGAGAGCUCGCGGACCGCUCAAAGUAUUGCCGAUUCCAUCGACAACACGGGCACGACACCGAACAGUGUUACGAGUUAAAAAGACAAAUCGAGGAGCUCAUCCUCAGAGGUCACCUCGGCCAGUACCUCCGACCGAGCAAGGAGCAGUCUCCUCGUCCGGAGGGCCCUGUUGAGCAACACAUCGAUGUCAUAGCCGGGGGCCCCGCUUCCGGAGGAAGUUCUAUGUCGGGCAGGAAGGCCUAUGCCCGGGCCGCCCCCGACGAAGCCUCGGGACGCGGGCCCAAGCCCGAGAUCACCUUCCCAACCGGAGCUACCGAGCGACCCCACCACGACGACGCCCUGGUGAUAUCGGCUAGGGUAGCCAACGCGCAAGUAAGGAGAAUCAUGGUCGACACGGGGAGCUCGGCCGACAUACUCUACUUUGGCGCCUUCCAGAAGCUGGGCCUAGCCAGGGAAAGUCUAAGCCUGAUGUGCUCGGCGCUCACCGGCUUUACGGGAGAUUCAAUAUCGCCCCUAGGAGCCAUCACCCUGCCUCUGACCCUGGGGACCCCGCCGAAAUCAAAGACCGUCAUGACCACCUUUUUGGUGGUCGAUCUUCCCACCGCUUAUAAUGCCAUACUCGGUCGACCAACCCUCAACAAGGUCAGAGCCGUCGUCUCGACCUACUACCGGACCGUCAAAUUCCCGACUCGGGAGGGGGUCGGGGAAGUCACCGGAAGCCCCCAAGAGUCCAGGCGCUGCUACCUUACCUCCGUCUCAUUGAGCAAAAGGGCCAGGGGAGGGGCGCCUCUAGAAGAUCCCCGGGAAGCAAAGAAGCCGGCCCUCCACCCUGAGCCGAGGGGAUCCACUGUUGACGUCCCCUUGCGGGAAGCACGGCCGGAUCAGACGGUCAAGGUCGGAUCAGAGCUGCCCGAGCGGGAACGGGAACAGCUCGUCGGCCUUCUGCGGGAAAAUGCCAACAUUUUCGCCUGGUUCCCGUCAGACAUGGGGGGGGUCGACCCGAAGGUCGCGGAGCAUCAUCUCAAUAUCCCACCUGACGCUCGUCCGGUGAAGCAAAAGCCCCGGCGCCACGCACCUGACCGACAACGUGCCAUACAAGAGGAGGUGGACCGACUCUUGGCGGCCGGCUUCAUAGAAGAAGCCAAAUACCCUCAGUGGUUAUCCAAUGUAGUUCUCGUGAAAAAACACAAUGAAAGCUGGAGGAUGUGCGUCGACUACACUAGUCUCAACAGUGCGUGUCCUAAGGACUGCUAUCCCCUCCCGAAGAUCGACCAGCUGGUCGACGCGACGGCAGGGCACGCGCGCCUCUCCUUCAUGGACGCCUAUUCAGGAUACAACCAGAUCAGGAUGGCGCCCGAAGACAGGGAACACACGGCUUUCCUUACCGAUCAAGGGAUCUACUUCUACAAGGUCAUGUCGUUCGGGUUGAAAAAUGCCGGAGCCACGUACCAGAGGACGGUAAACAAAAUGUUUGCCCCUCAAAUCGGGAGGAACAUGGAAGUCUACGUAGACGAUAUGAUUGUGAAAAGCAGAGAGGCCGGAACACACCUUGCCGACCUAGCCGAGGCCUUCGCCACGCUACGCAAGUUCGGCAUGCGGCUCAACCCCACAAAGUGCGCUUUCGGCGUCACCUCCGGCAAGUUCCUGGGGUUCAUUGUACACCAGAGAGGGAUCGACGCCAACCCGGAGAAAGUACAGGCAAUAAUCGAUAUGCAGUCCCCCCGGACGGUUAAAGACCUGCAGCGACUCAACGAUAGACUUGUCGCCCUAUCUCGCUUCCUUGCCCGAUCGGGCGAUCGCUGCCUCCCUUUCUUCAAGGCGCUCAAAGACCCGAAGAACUUCCAAUGGACAUCGGAAUGCGAGGAGGCUUUGAAACAGAUGAAGCAGCACCUGGCCAGCCUCCCUCGACUCGCCUCUGUCUCCCCCGGCGAGAAAUUGGGGCUCUAUCUGGCGGCCUCCCUGCACGCAGUUAGCUCCGUCCUCGUGAAGGAAAGCUCUGGUGCAUAA
Molecule: messenger RNA, 2019 nt
Organism: Musa acuminata AAA Group (dessert banana)
Lineage: Eukaryota; Viridiplantae; Streptophyta; Magnoliopsida; Zingiberales; Musaceae
Exons: 1
Coding region: 1-2019 (672 amino acids)
Source: RefSeq, a predicted model, not a curated record